AUGCAGCCAGAGAUCCAAGUCGGCGAUGCCACUGUACUGGUCGACAAAACGGGGGUUUUGACAGAGCCAGCAAGGGAUCUCGCACCUGAUCAGGAUCAAAGCCCUCAAGCUCUUGACAAAUACUUCUCGAAUGGCGCUGCCGAACUCAUGUCACAAUCGAACUUGUUCAUCUUUCGAACUGUACAGCCCUUGUGGCAUAACGACACCUUUGCCAGCGAGUUCAUUCACUACUUCAUGAAUCGAGCUGAAGGCUCGCUACGGCUGACAGACCCAAACACGCCACUCCCCACAUUCGCAGACGUGGAGACGCCAAUGAACCAAGCAUACUCACGACUCUUUGCCAUUUGGCUCGGUGUAAACAGGGAGCUUCUUUUCGUGCCGGCAAACAACACAACAACGCCACAGGUCUCUGGCAUCGUCAUAACACCUGAAGAACGCCUGUUCUUUGUCACUCCCCUAUUCAUCAUCUCGGAGUGUAUCCUCGGCAUCUACGUUAUCGUUUCUCUUAUCGUAUACCUUCGCCGUCCUGGUCGCUACCUCGCGCGCAUGCCUACCAGUCUCGCUGCAGUCAUCGCACUCUUUGCUUCAAGCGCUGCUGUCAAGGAUUUGCGCGGUACAGCUCACAUGACGAACAAGGAGCGCGAGAAAUACCUCGAAGAUUUGGGCUGCAGGUACGGGUACGGCAGCUAUGUAGGCGGUGAGGAUAGUGUUGUACAUGUAGGUAUUGAGAAGAUGCCCUUCGUGCAGUACCUGAAGGAAGUCAGCUUUGUGGGAAGUAUGGCUGGGAAAGGUGUGAAGAGAAAGGGGGAUUCUGCUGCGUCGUCGACGGCAAAUUCGAGUCAUGUGAAUGUUCCAUUGGAUGACUUGGAUACAGAUGGUAGCCGCAGGAGUGUUUCUCCUCUCUCUAACAGUAGAGUAUAA
Messenger RNA from Alternaria metachromatica, 921 nucleotides. RefSeq lists its product as uncharacterized. The coding region runs from base 1 to 921 and encodes 306 amino acids. Lineage: Eukaryota; Fungi; Ascomycota; Dothideomycetes; Pleosporales; Pleosporaceae. The transcript is spliced from 2 exons. The record is from RefSeq and is a predicted model, not a curated record.